CUCUCUGUGGCCUCCCAGGGCAAGUCAGAUGAACGGAGCAUAACCAUAGCAGGUAGUUCCGCGUCUUCACAGUUGGUCCUUGACCUCAGAUCACAAGCACAUCAGCAAAACAUGGUGCUCGCAGCCGUUGGGCAAAUAUGCUCGACCGCAUCCAUGACUCAUAACCUUGCUCAAUGUCAAAAGCUGGUUCAUAAGGCUGUACAGGCUGGUGCAAAGGCUCUGUUCCUUCCUGAGGCUUCGGACUACAUAGCGUCAUCACCAACCGAAUCAGUGUCCCUAUGUCAAGAUGUUACCAAGAGCCUUUUCGUGCGUGGCCUGCAACAAGCUGCUCGUGAGAACAGAUUGUCUAUCAACGUGGGCAUCCAUGAGCCCACAGAUCCACCUUCCAAAAGAAUCAAAAACACGUUGAUCUGGAUUGACAAAGAGGGGGACAUUGUACACAGAUACCAGAAACUGCACUUGUUUGACAUCGACCUGCGUCCGGAUGGUCCCAGAAUGAAAGAAAGUGACUCUGUAGAACCAGGGUCAGAGGUCGUGCCGCCAUACGCCUCGAUACUGGGGAAAAUUGGCAGUCUGAUUUGCUUCGACCUACGAUUUCCUGAACCUGCAGUUCGACUACGCCGAUUGGGUGCCGAGGUCUUGCUUUACCCUUCUGCCUUCACCGUCCCGACGGGAAAACUCCACUGGGAGAUUCUACUGCGAGCAAGAGCUAUCGAGACUCAGAGCUGGGUGAUAGCAGCGGCACAAUGCGGGAGACACAAUGAAAAACGCGUCAGUUUUGGUGAUAGCAUCGUCAUCAAGCCCACUGGCGAGGUUGUCGGACGAUUAGACCGCGUCGACGAUGCCAAAAUCGAGAAAGAACAUGCUCGCGAGCCUGAUUUGCUCACGGUCGACAUUGACCUGGACUCUGUCAAAGAUGUAAGGAGAGGCAUACCUCUGUUAAGAAGGACCGACGUGUAUCCAGAGAUUUGAAGGUAUACAUUACAUCCAGUGGUACUGAGACUUCGCUCCACCAAUAUGCGUGGUAAGGUACGAAGAGCAGCUUUUGACCGGAGGUUUGGUGUUGUCAGUCGUGUCUCAAUCACCCUUGCAGAUGCGCUUGAUCAGGACAUCACGUCAGUGCAACGGGGUUUGUAGUUUGGGCGACAAGAUUCUAAGGGAGAGUGCAUGAUGAUAGCCAUAGACAAAUUCGACAUCAGAUGUGAAACAUCC
Exophiala xenobiotica is the source of this 1212-nucleotide messenger RNA. RefSeq lists its product as uncharacterized. The transcript is spliced from 3 exons. The record is from RefSeq and is a predicted model, not a curated record. Bases 112 to 972 code for a protein of 286 amino acids. Gene Ontology annotation, molecular function: hydrolase activity, acting on carbon-nitrogen (but not peptide) bonds, in linear amides. Lineage: Eukaryota; Fungi; Ascomycota; Eurotiomycetes; Chaetothyriales; Herpotrichiellaceae.